UCGUGGGCAGGAGGCGGUUUCUCGUUUGUUGCGGCGUCUGUAUGUGUGUUUCGGGGGAUUAAGGGGCACGCGGGGGGCGAAACAGUACCGGCCAUGGCAGCAGCGGAGGAGGAGGACGGGGGCCCUGAAGGGCCAAACCGCGAGCGGGGCGGGGCGGGCGCGACCUUCGAAUGUAAUAUAUGUCUGGAGACUGCUCGGGAAGCUGUGGUCAGUGUGUGUGGCCACCUGUACUGUUGGCCCUGUCUCCAUCAGUGGCUGGAGGCACGGCCAGAGCGGCAGGAGUGCCCAGUGUGUAAAGCUGGGAUCAGCAGAGAAAAGGUUGUCCCCCUUUACGGGCGAGGGAGCCAGAAGCCCCGGGAUCCCAGAUUGAAAACCCCACCCCGCCCCCAGGGCCAGCGACCCGCUCCAGAGAGCAGAGGGGGAUUCCAGCCAUUUGGUGAUACUGGGGGCUUUCACUUCUCAUUUGGUGUUGGUGCUUUUCCCUUUGGCUUUUUCACCACCGUCUUCAAUACCCACGAGCCAUUCCGUCGGGGUACAGGUGUGGAUCUGGGACAGGGUCACCCGGCCUCCAGCUGGCAGGAUUCCCUCUUCCUGUUUCUCGCCAUCUUCUUCUUUUUCUGGCUGCUCAGUAUUUGAGCUGUGUCUCCUUCCUGCCCACCUCCAGCCAGAGGAAAAUCAGUAUUGGGGGUCCCCGCUGACCCUUCCUUACUCCCGGACCCUCCCCUGUAAGCCCUCCAUUUUUGUUGGCUAAGGCCAACCCUGGCCACUUUCCAGGAGCGUGUGGGGAGGAGGAGUGACACCUGUGCAUAGAAUGGGAGAAUCUUUGCUCUGAACUGUUCGCUCAGUAGCAUCGUAACUCCCAGCUCUGGGAGAGGAGGACGGACUGAAGACAAGGUCUGUCUCCCCUCUCUCCUGAUCCUUUGCUUUCCCCCACAUUUCUUGAUUUGAUGUUGAAAGGUGGGCAAGGCUCCCUCUGACUCUCCCCCAUAUUCCCCUUGUUGAUUUAAUUUAAUUUUUCUCUCCCCGGUGUCUAAUGUGGGUCCUGACUCUUAAGUGCUUCCUUUCCCUCACUACCUCCUUUAUUACAAAUUCAAUAAACAAGGUGAGAUGUAUUCACGGGAA
This is a messenger RNA of Balaenoptera musculus (blue whale), 1122 nucleotides long. RefSeq names its product ring finger protein 5 (gene RNF5). The coding region runs from base 94 to 636 and encodes 180 amino acids. The record is from RefSeq and is a predicted model, not a curated record. The transcript is spliced from 6 exons. Gene Ontology annotation, cellular component: endoplasmic reticulum. Lineage: Eukaryota; Metazoa; Chordata; Mammalia; Artiodactyla; Balaenopteridae. Gene Ontology annotation, molecular function: ubiquitin protein ligase activity; ubiquitin-like protein conjugating enzyme binding. Gene Ontology annotation, biological process: ubiquitin-dependent protein catabolic process.